AUGUAUGUGAAAUGGUUUGAUACAGUAAUGUUUUACUAUGUGAUUUUAGUGUAUUUAGUGAAUGUCACUUUUUGUCAUUUUCAAAUUUCCCGCCGUUCCAUCCCCGUACGUCCCGACGCUCGCAGGGGACGGAACCCAGAUGACAGAUGCCAGCAUCCGCCGGAAGACAUUACAGGGGACACUGCAGGAGGGACAUUGCGGGAGCGCAGGACAAGGUAAGAGAAGAACAGAUCCCGGAGCAGCACAGCACGGUAAGCCCGAGUGUAGCUCGGGGUUACCGCUUGUGUUACACUCGGGAAUAACCGCCAGGGAGGCUACG
Molecule: messenger RNA, 319 nt
Organism: Staurois parvus
Lineage: Eukaryota; Metazoa; Chordata; Amphibia; Anura; Ranidae
Source: the annotation of a GenBank genome assembly